AUGACUGUCAUGCCGCCUGUGCGCCAUCGGCCCGCGGCCAAGAGGCCCAUGUGGAUAAUCGUGCUCCUGUGCCUCGUCUGCGUCGUGCUGAUCGGGGCGUACGUGUACCCGCCGCGGCACUACUCGCAGUGCUACCUCUCUGCUUCUAGCGUCUGCACGCCGUUCAAGGACUGGCUCCCGUCCAUCGGCCGCCGGGAGAAAACCGAUGACGAGAUCAUCUCAGCCGCCGUUAUCAGGGAUAUCCUUGGAAUGCCCAUGUCCACGUCGAAGAAUCCAAAGAUUGCUUUUAUGUUCUUGACACCUGGCUCACUGCCCUUCGAGAAAUUGUGGGAGAAGUUUCUGCAGGGUCAUGAGGGAAGAUACUCCAUCUAUGUGCACGCAUCGCGUCAGAAGCCUGUGCAUACUAGUUCUCUUUUUGUUGGCCGAGAUAUUCAUAGUGAUGCGGUUGUAUGGGGAAAGAUUUCAAUGAUAGAUGCAGAGAAGAGGCUAUUAGCAAAUGCGCUGGAAGAUGCGGAUAAUCAAUUUUUUGUCUUGCUUUCUGAUAGCUGUGUUCCGCUUCAUUCAUUUGACUAUGUCUUUAAUUACCUGAUGGGAACAAACAUCAGUUUCAUUGAUUGUUUCCAGGAUCCUGGUCCACAUGGAAAUGGAAGGUAUUCUCUUGAGAUGCUUCCUGAAAUAGAGGAGAGAGACUUCAGAAAGGGUGCCCAGUGGUUCGCAAUCACGCGAAGACAUGCUUUAUUGAUUCUGGCGGACAACCUUUACUACAAGAAGUUCAAGCUAUAUUGCAAGCCAGCAGAUGGGCGCAACUGUAUUGCUGAUGAGCAUUAUUUGCCAACCCUAUUCAAUAUGGUAGAUCCAGGUGGAAUAGCUAAUUGGUCGGUUACACAUGUGGAUUGGUCUGAGGGGAAAUGGCAUCCAAGGUCAUACGCAGUUGCUGAUGUCAGCUAUGAUCUGCUAAAGAAUAUAACAGCCGUUGAUGAGACCAUCCAUGUAACAAGUGAUGACAAGGUAUGGGCAACAAUUUUGCUUCAGUAUUUUUCUUCUAGAUCUUGCCCGAUUACUUUUCCUUUGAUUAUCUGCUAG
Messenger RNA from Triticum turgidum subsp. durum (durum wheat), 1083 nucleotides. The record is from the annotation of a GenBank genome assembly. NCBI's taxonomy places the organism in Eukaryota, Viridiplantae, Streptophyta, Magnoliopsida, Poales, Poaceae.